Messenger RNA from Candida albicans SC5314, 1713 nucleotides. It is a transcript of the gene DAL4, whose product is annotated as allantoin permease. The record is from RefSeq and is a predicted model, not a curated record. Bases 1 to 1713 code for a protein of 570 amino acids. Gene Ontology annotation, molecular function: nucleobase transmembrane transporter activity. The transcript has a single exon. Gene Ontology annotation, cellular component: plasma membrane. Gene Ontology annotation, biological process: transmembrane transport; nucleobase transport. Lineage: Eukaryota; Fungi; Ascomycota; Pichiomycetes; Serinales; Debaryomycetaceae.
AUGAAUAAACCAAAAUCUUUUUGGAAAAAGUUGGUUGUCUCCAUGGAAGUCCAGCCAAAAGGCGACCUAUCAACGGCACAAAUGUUCCUUUAUAAUCACGAUUUAAGGCCAGUAGAGGAGGCCAGAAGAGAGUGGGCGUGGUACAAUUAUGUAUUCUUUUGGAUUGCUGAUUCAUUCAACAUCAACACUUGGCAAAUUGCUGCCACUGGUAUCCAGGCAGGAGGCAUGAAUUGGUGGCAGACAUGGAUUAGUGUGUGGUUGGGGUAUGCUUUGUGUGGUAUAUUUGUGAGCAUUGGUGCCCGGGUUGGUACUUUGUAUCACAUCUCUUUCCCUGUUGCCGCUAGAUCUUCAUUUGGAAUCUAUGGUUCGUUGUGGCCAGUGUUAAAUCGUGUUUUCAUGUCGUGCAUCUGGUAUUCCGUUCAGACAGCCAUUGCUGGUCCAACGUUUGAACUUAUGUUGCACUCUAUAUUUGGGAAGAACUUGCCGCAACGUAUUCACGACACAAUACCCGACAAAGAUUUAACAACUUUUCAAUUUUUGGGGAUCUUUUUGUUCUGGUUAUUCCAGUUGCCUUUUCUUUGGUUCCCCCCACAUAAGAUUAGACACUUGUUCACCGUCAAAGCAUAUGUUGCUCCCAUUGCUGGUAUUGCAUUUUUAGUGUGGACUAUUGUAAAAGCUGGUGGCAUUGGUCCAGUUGUUCAUCAAAAGUCGAAAGUACACGGAUCUGAGUUGGCAUGGGUAUUUGUUGAGUCUACUAUGAACUCCUUGGGUAACUUUGCCACAUUGAUUGUCAAUGCUCCAGAUUUCUCCCGUUUUGCUAGCCAACCUUCGUUUGGAAUGAAGUACUUGGUGUACACUUUAUCCAUUCCAAUUUGUUUCUCGAUCACCUCACUUAUUGGUAUUUUGGUCACUUCUGCUUCUGAAGCAAUGUAUGGGAAACCGUUCUGGUCUCCGUUGGAUGUUUUGGGAACUUUUCUAAAUGACUAUACUCCCGGGAAUCGUGCUGGUGUGUUUUUCAUUUCUGCUGCUUUUGCAUUGGCACAGUUGGGGACAAACAUUUCUGCCAACUCGUUAUCGUUCGGUACAGAUUGUUCAGCUUUGCUACCAAGGUUUUUGAACAUUAGAAGAGGAGGGUAUAUUUGUGCAUUUUUGGCUCUUGCUAUUUGUCCAUGGAAAUUAAUCUCUACUUCUUCCAAGUUUACCACGUACUUAUCGGCAUAUUCUGUCUUCUUAAGUUCAGUGGCUGGAGUUGUAGCAUGUGAUUAUUUCUAUGUUAGAAGAGGGUUCAUUCUGCUAAUUGACUUGUACUCCUUGACCAAUCCAGAUAAUAAACACCAAGACUCAAUAUACCGUUACAACAAAAUCGGUGUCAAUUGGAGAGCUUAUGUUGCAUAUAUCUGUGGUAUCUUGCCAAAUAUUGUAGGAUUUGUGGGCGCAACUGAAACCCAUAAGGUGCCCAUUGGGGCCACACAGGUAUACAGGCUAAACUUUUUUAUGGGAUUUUUCACUGCUUGGAUAAUAUAUUCUGUUUUGUGCUACUUUUUCCCUGUGCCCACUGGAACAGUCAAAGUUGGGCCAUUUGAAAAAGGCUGGUUUGAAGAGUGGCAAGAUGUUGAGACAUUUGAUGAAGAAUUAGUUGGCCAUGAAGUGCAUGAUGGUAUCGAAAAAAUUGAAUAUUUGGAGGAAUCUGUCAGUUCGAAGAAAAAGAUUUAG